UCACCUAUCGGUACCCCAUACAAGAAACAGCAAAUCCCUCUCCACCUUUCCCUCUCUAUCUCUCUCUAUAUCUAUACAUUUCACACACAUAUAACCUCUAUCUCUCUCUAGGGUUUAGAAUUUGAUUCCUCGCCACCAGAAAUAACUACCCUUUUCUCUCCACUUUCUCCUAUUUUCAUCAUAAUCAUCAUCUCUGCGUAGUGCGUAUUCGCCCACACCGCACCCACUCUCUUUCUAUAUAUAUAUACGCAUCUUUUCCUCUCUAGAAAUGAAGAAAAACGCUUUGCCGCCAGCUCUAGUCUCAAAUCUUCAGGAUGUUCUUCAACGCCGAAAAGGCGGCGACGCCGGCGAAGGAAGAAAUGAGGAUCAACAGGAUAAGUCCAAUAAAGACGAUUCGACGGAGCCGUCGUCUUCGAGUUCCGGUGAAAUCCCGGAGCCCGACAGCUCGAAGCCUAUCGUUUUGGUGACUAAUGCUGACGGGAUUGAUUCCCCUGGCCUCGCCUGCCUUCUGGAUGCUCUCGUUCGCCAAGGCCUCUACAAUGUCUAUUUCUGCGUUCCCCAAUUAGAUAAAUCAGUAUCAGGCCAUUCAGUUACGCUAAGGGAAACAGUUGCAGUGAGUUCAACUGAAAUUCAAGGUGCCCCUGGCUAUGAUGUUUCUGGGACUCCUGUAGAUUGCAUCUCAUUGGUCUUAUCUGGGGCACUGUAUUCUUGGUCAAAGCCUUUGCUGGUAAUCACUGGAAUCAACAGGGGCACAAGUUGUAGUCAUCAUGCGUUUUACUCUGGUGUUGUAGCAGGUGCCAGGGAGGCAUUGCUCAGUGGCAUCCCGUCUAUAUCAAUAUCUCUUAACUGGAAGAAAGAUGAAAGCCAGGAAAGUGAUUUCAAGGAUGCUGCAAGUGUUUGUUUACCUUUAAUUACUGCAGCCAUUAGAGAUAUAGAGAAGGGUGCUUUCCCUAAAUGUUGCUUAAUGAAUGUGGAAGUUCCGACAUCUCCUCUGGCAAAUAAGGGAUUCAAAGUAACGAAACAAAGUCUUUGGAAGUCUACGCUAAGCUGGAAUGCGAUUCCAGCCAACAGGAAUCCUGGUGCUGGACGCUUUCUCUCUAAUCAUCAAAGCCUUGGCAUACAGCUUGCUCAGUUAGGUCGAGAUGCCUCUGCUGCAGGUGCUGCUCGCCGUUUGGCCACACAGAAGAAGGAUAUUGAAGAAGUUGAGUCGGUUGGUGUUUCUGGAAAAUCUGAUCCCAACCGGAAAGUCAAGUACUUUAGAUUGGAGUUACUAGACAAGCCGAUAGCAGACAAGGAUGAAGAUUUAGAUUUCAGGGCGCUCGAAAAUGGCUUUGUUGCAGUCACUCCACUGUCUGUUUCAAUGCAUGCUGAGCCUGAAGUUCAUACAGCUGCUUCAGAUUGGAUUUCUGCUGCCCUAUAAGCCUGAGAAGUGAGAAGCCAUACAUUCUGCAAUAGUAUUGAUUCUUUUGUACAUUUUUGGAGAUGAUUUUUUGGGUGAUCUGUGCAUGGUUGCAUGCUGGGUCAUAGCUGUUUAUGUAUUUUGUUUGCUUAUUUUUAUCUUUUUUUUUCCUUUCUCCAUUUCUUGAACUUAUAAAGUUCCCCAAUCUUUGUAUUUGUUUAUGAAGCAAAUGCUUCCCCUGCUAAUGUUAGAAGAGGGUGGCAUGUUUGUUAAGUGUCAUUUCCCUCAUUUUUCUCAUU
This is a messenger RNA of Ipomoea triloba (trilobed morning glory), 1698 nucleotides long. Its product is annotated as 5'-nucleotidase SurE 1-like. The record is from RefSeq and is a predicted model, not a curated record. NCBI's taxonomy places the organism in Eukaryota, Viridiplantae, Streptophyta, Magnoliopsida, Solanales, Convolvulaceae. The transcript is spliced from 10 exons. Gene Ontology annotation, molecular function: nucleotidase activity. Bases 269 to 1420 code for a protein of 383 amino acids.